AUGGACCCAAAUAGCAACACCUUUGGGUUGCGACCCGGGAUCACACCAGGUGGCAGUAGUAACAUCAGAAGCAGCAGAAAUAAUAAUAAUAUUAAUAAUAAUAGUAGUAGUAGUAAUGGAACUCAAACAACGCUCCAAAGAGACCUGAACAAUCAAUCCAAAAACUACAUCACCAAUACUACCAAUACUACCAAUACUACCAAUACUACCAAUAUCACUUUCCCUCAAAAACUUCCAGCAUCAAUUCCAAUUCCUCCAUCGGCUGCCUCUUCUGCUCGAGCAGCUCCUCUGUCUUCUGUUCUAUCAUCGGCAGUAUCUGGAACACUUGCAUCCACUUCGGCUCCUUCUUCUUCAUCAUCGUCAUCAUCAUUAUCGCGUUAUAACCUGACUCCUAUUCUAUAUGCAAUGACGGCAACAACUCCAAGCGCUGCCACUACUACUACUACUACUACUACUACUUCACAAGUAUUUCUAGAAGAUGCAGACAAAACAACUAUCAAUAAUGAUGAUAACUCAAUUGACCCCCUGAAGCAUGACUCCUUAUCAAGCUCUCCUGAAGACCCCGCAGUAUCUUCACGUAAAGCUUCGCGAUCUCUUCGGUUGUUUAAAGAAACUGAUGAACCUGAGGUUGUUACUGUUCCUGCAACAGUGCAAAGCCACCAUCAUCAUCACCAUCAUCAUCUUCAUCACCAUCCAUCUCAAAAGCCUUUAAAACAACGACAGCCAUCGUUAUCUCCAAAACCAAUCAUUGGCUCUGUUAAUAGUACUUGUAGUUCUUCUGCUAGUACUAUAAUUGCUAGCUCAAACCUAGGCUCAAAUACAAGCAUAAACACUAUUACACCUACAGACUACUUGGAUAAUCAACAAUCAACAAAUGGACUACUUGUUUCUGAAUUACACAGUGCUACAAAUACAACAGCAAUAGUAACAACAACAACAACAACACCAGCACCAGCACCAGCACCAGCAUCAGCACCAGCACCAGCACCAGCACCAGCACCAGCACCAGCACCAGCACCAGCACCAACACCAGUACCUGCAGUAGACGCAACAACAACAACAACAUCAACUACUUCUAACAUCCCAAUUCCUUCAGCUCCUGCAGAUUCUUUUGAGCAGGACCUUGUGGGUCCCGAAGAUGCAUCUGUCGACUCUUUGGUUUCUUCUACUUCUUCCACAUCCUCUGCAUCUUCUUCUCGCAGAGCUUCCACUUCCCAAGAAGUCUCUUCAGCAACUUACAUUCCUCAUACACCUCGACGGCCCCACCAUCCAGACCAUCAGUCUUCUAGUAGUGGCAAUAGUGGUGGAACAGUAGCAGGGACAGGAGCAGGAGCAGGAGCAGCAGGAGCAGCAGGAGCAGCAGGAGCAGCAGGAGCAGCAGGAGCAGCAGGAGCAGCAGGAGCAGCAGGAGCAGCAGGAGCAGCAGGAGCAGCAGGAGCAGCAGGAGCAGCAGGAGCAGCAACAACUGCUUCUUCUUCUUCUUCCUCCUCUUCUUCCCCCUCUUCCUACUCCUCUUCCUCAACAGUGGUACCACCAGCUAAUAGUACCAGUAGAACAAAAAAUCCUCAAACAACAAUAUCCAACACUACAUCCGACUCCCAAGGAAAUCCAAACCAAAGAUCUCCUGGAUUCUUGGGUGACAUCGAGCCUCAGCCUACAGCUGUUGUUCUUCCUGAAAUUAGAUCUUCCCACCAUCAUUAUCAUCAUAAUCACAAUAAUAAUGAUAAUAAUAAUAAUGACAACAACAAUAACAACCAAACUUACCGCCGCACUUCACCACGUUCUUUGUCCACCCCCAACGAGUCGUCACCACCACCACCACCACCCCCAAUACUAAUCCCACGUCCCACGUCUGUGGACUCUCAACCAACCACCAAUACAGCAGUAGCAACCUCUGAGCAACAUCAACAACUGCAAGAUGAAAUCUCAGAACAAGAUAGUAAUCAAAAUUCAUCUCCAUCUUUCCCCCCAGAAGACGAAAAUCAAGUCUCUGAAAAUGGUUCCAUAGACCAAUCUUCUUCUUCUUUUUCUUCUUCUUCUUCUUCUUCUUCUUCUUCAAACCUCGUUGAGCAGUACCCGUUGGCCGUCGAACUUAAGCCUUUUAAGCACAAGGUGGGCGGCCACACCGCCAUUUUCCGCUUCUCCCAUCGUGCCGUUUGCAAAGCCCUUGUUAAACGUGAAAAUCUUUGGUACGAGGCCAUUGAGUUGCGCCAUGAAGAACUCCUCCCAUUCAUGCCUAAAUACAUUGGAGUUCUAAAUGUCCGUCAUACAGCUCCUGCUGAUGAUCUUCCUGAACCAGCCCAACCGCCACCACCUAUUAUGGUCAAUCAACCUGUGGUUGUUCAACAACAACAACAACAACAACAACAACAACCUCUGGUUUCACAACUACCUCUACAAACCCCGCAGGAACUUGCUCCUACACAAAUACCCACAACACCAACAAAACCUACAACCACAACCCUUGCAUCUGCUCAACAAACAGCAUUAGUACAACAGCAGUCACAGCAAACUUCACAUCUCCCUCCUUCUACUCCUCCUCCUCCUCCUCCUCCUCCUCCUCCUCCUCCUCCUCCUCCUUCAAAUCCAUCUUCAGUCUCUACCUCUUUUCCCCUUCCUGAAGUCGUCCUAGACGACAAUAUGCACAUUGUCCCGGACUCUUUGCUAAGACAUUACUCAAGUUCAUCGGUCCACUCUCAUGAUGACCAUUCUAUGGAUGCAGCUAUUGGAUCCCCGACUCCCACAACUCCUAUUCUUUCCUCUUCAUAUUCGGCUUCCUCCAGUACAUUCCAGUUCUCAUCUAGUCCAGUGUCUUCCGGUGCUACCUCUGUUAACAAGGGACUUCAAGAACUCGUCCUACGAGAAGUUUUUGCACCCAGACGCGUCAAAUGUUCCGGCCCAAUUGCUGCAGGACGCUCACGCUCUGAUUACGAUGGCAUAGCCACCUCUUCAUCUUUAACUUCUUCUAGCGAUCUUUCACGCCAUUUACUUCGCACACGUGCGAUCUCUGGUGGUCACCUAAUGUCACACAAAAGUAUGGACAAUUUGGCCAAGAGCCAAGAUAAACCUGAAUCUUCAAGGGAUGAAAAUUCUAACCCAUUGCAAUCGCCUACUUCUUCAUCUUCUUCACCGUUCUCUUCACUCAAGGUUAACAGUAAUCGCAGCCAUCAGCAUUCUUCGGCUAGUUUGCGUAGAUCAACUGAUAGUAACUUAGAGUCUGUGCGUAGGGAACUGUUAUGGCAUCGUGCUGGUAUGCGCAACUUUGAUACCGAUGUGGCUGUGGAAGAAGAGGAAGAGGAUGAUGAGUCUGUGUUUAAGAUGGAUGAAGAUGAGGUUGAAGAAAAGGAAAAGGAAAAGGAAGAGGAAAAUCCCCAAACUCAAUUCCACCAACAACCAUUACCACAGAUACCUCCAGAACAAGAGCUGCCUUCACAAUCAUUUGUAAAUGAACCACCAAAAAGCCAGUUAACUCAGGCUUUACAAGCAGUACCUAAUUUACCUUCUCCUAGUAUUCCACAAUCUCCCAAGGGCAUCCAAUCGCUUAGCAGUCCUGGCCGUGUAUACACCCGAACUGAACUUUUCAUUCUUCUUGAAGAUCUCACAAGUGGCAUGCACAAACCUUGCGUCAUGGAUCUCAAGAUGGGUACUCGGCAGUAUGGUGUGGAUGCUACACCCAAAAAGCAAGCAUCACAAGCUGCCAAGUGCCGCCAAACAACAAGCCGCGAACUAGGUGUGAGAAUCUGCGGUAUGCAAACUUACAAUGUGCAAACAGGCAAAUACUUUUUCCAAGACAAGUACUUUGGUAGACGAGUACGUGCAGGCCCACAGUUCCGAGCGUGCUUAAAGAAAUUUCUCUACAAUGGUGUGUCUCAGAAAUCAAUCUUGAGACAUGUUCCUAAGAUUCUCGAACGCAUUGCAGCUAUCCAAGGCAUCAUUGAACGGCUUGACGGGUACCGUAUGUACGGUUCUAGUUUGUUGUUGAUGUAUGAUGGUGAUCCUCAAGCACCAAUAAAUGAUCACCAUAAUGGGAAUCACGGACUUGGAAGCAGUAUGGGCAGCAUCUCCAGUAGCAGUAACUCUGGGGCUGGGCCUGUACCUGAAGAGGCACGGCACGAUCCAGGGACUAUUUUAAUUCGCAUUAUUGAUUUUGCGCAGUGUAUUACUGCAGAAGAUGUGUUGCCUCCAGGAACUCUUGCACCACCACAACAUCCAUCGCAACCCGACAUGGGAUACCUUCGAGGGUUGUCAACUUUACAGCGGUACUUGCGUAUAAUUUGGCGCCAGAUUACUGGAGAGAAAUUUGAUGUGGAACGUGCUCGAGAGAUUUUGGCUGCAAACCCUUCGCCUUUUGAUGGCCCUGAUGAGGAGCUGGAUAAUGGAGCAGAAGGAUUUGAUAUUGAUAAAUAUUCAGGGGCCGAGGUUAAUGAAGAAUAUUUGAGAGAAGCCAAGGAAGAGAAACGAAAGGAGCGAGUGAGAAGACGCGUUGCGAGGGCUGCGAGAGUUGGAGAAACUGUAAGCGCAGAGAGUUUAGAGGACAGUGAUGUGUCAGUUUAA
Molecule: messenger RNA, 4554 nt
Organism: Magnusiomyces paraingens
Lineage: Eukaryota; Fungi; Ascomycota; Dipodascomycetes; Dipodascales; Dipodascaceae
Exons: 1
Coding region: 1-4554 (1517 amino acids)
Biological process (GO): phosphatidylinositol phosphate biosynthetic process; inositol phosphate biosynthetic process
Cellular component (GO): nucleus; cytoplasm
Molecular function (GO): inositol hexakisphosphate kinase activity
Source: RefSeq, a predicted model, not a curated record